AUGGGUGGUGCCUUAUGUUGCGAUGACACGGGCUCCGCUUCGCCCAGACUGCAAUCGACGGCGGCCUUCGACGAGUGGUCACGUGCAACGGGGUCUGCGAACAAGGUCAAAACAAAACCAAGCGACCCCUGGCAAAGUGCUCUGGCUGCAAAGAACAUGCCACAGAUUCCCAAGGUCAGUCGGUCCUGCUUCGUGUGCUACACAUGCGCGGCAACAGACAAGGUGCGGAAGGGCGGAGAUCUGGAGGCACCGGGUGCGAAGAGCAGACGUUGGGAGAAAUCGGGAGUUCGAAGUAUGCCGGGACAGGAACGGAUCUCAGAAAAGUGGCAGACAUUGGUUGCACGGGGGCCGAUUGCCACUGCUGCGACUUCCACGCCUGAAAAGACCACCGAGAAGCAGAAGGAGAAGCGUGCAGGUUCUCCGUUGGAGAAACAGCCAGCGAAGGCAGCCAAGGUCCAGAAAAAGACGCUGGACAGGACCGGACCUAAUGAGGAGUUGGCAGCGCUCUUCGACGAGCUGGCAUCUUUUGAGUUCAAGAAGGGUGGCACCAGCAAGUUUGCGGGCGCUGCCUUCAAGAAGGUGGCCGCAACACUGCGAGGCUUGGAGAAGGUGACAACAGGGAAGUCCCUGGCCAGCUUAAAGGGCGUCGGAAAGGAAUCAGUCAAAAAGAUUGAUCAGUACCUUGAGACUGGCAAGAUCGACAAGCUCGAGAAGUACCGCAGCGGAGAGGAGUGA
Messenger RNA from Symbiodinium pilosum, 735 nucleotides. Lineage: Eukaryota; Dinophyceae; Suessiales; Symbiodiniaceae. The record is from the annotation of a GenBank genome assembly.